Molecule: messenger RNA, 1849 nt
Organism: Ostrinia furnacalis (Asian corn borer)
Lineage: Eukaryota; Metazoa; Arthropoda; Insecta; Lepidoptera; Crambidae
Product: tyramine receptor 1
Exons: 2
Coding region: 165-1619 (484 amino acids)
Biological process (GO): G protein-coupled receptor signaling pathway
Cellular component (GO): membrane
Molecular function (GO): G protein-coupled receptor activity
Source: RefSeq, a predicted model, not a curated record
ACACCGACCGAGUCGAGUUCAGUUGUCAACCGACAGCGCUACGAGAAAGACGCCUGCACCCGCCGGCGUGUUCUCCAAACUUACACGCGAUUAACAGCUGCAGCUUGGAUUACAAACUAAACUGAAAGUGUCUAAUUGUGUACAAGUGUAGUGAUGACAUUUAAAUGGAAACACCCUCUAUAUCACCUGGAGUAACCACAGGGAUGGAACCGAGGGACCGACUUGUUGAGGAGAUUCUCCUACUGGCACUAUUCCUGGUGUCCACCGCGGCCAAUUCCUUGGCUUUGCUGGUCUUCUGCAGACGGCCUGGCCUGAGGACCAUAUCCAAUAGGUUCGUCAUUAAUCUACUGGCGACGAAUUUGCUGACGACCUCCCUGCUCGCGCCCGCUCUGUUCGGCGAGCACUCAGCCAGGGAGGACGUGGCCUCGUGGGUGGAAGCCGGCGACGCGGCCGCUUCGGGCUGCAGUCUGGCCGCUCUGCUCGCCGUCAUGCUGAUAGCGUUGGACCAGCACCACGCCGUCACCGACCCUCUCCGCUGCCACACGCGCCUCUUACAACGUCGGCCCGCUGCUCUCUGCGCCGCUACCUGGCUCGCCGCCGGCACCGCCGCGGCCGUCCGCGCCGCCAUCGCCGUCGUCCGCCACUUCUACCCGCUCGAGCCCGUCGUUCAGGGAGUCGAGCUGGCCUACUACAUCGUGUACUUAAUCCUCGGAGUCCUGACUCCAGCAGCCAUCGUCUGCUUUAUGUACGCCCGGAUCUACCGCGCGGCCCGCUCCUCCGGCCUUCGCGCCCGAGCGCAUGGGGCCAGCGCCCUCCAGCUGCAUGAACCUCCGAUGAACCUGCCUGAGCUAGUCGAGGAAGCCGAGGGACUCACCCUCAGGAUUGAUGUGCCCGACGCACCUGAUUCUAACGCGCCGGGAGACAACGACCGCAAGUUUGGCCCUUUCCUUCUACCGCCCGAGCGUCCGCUCCGUUGCCCCUCUGUCGCCAGUCUACGGAACACGCGAAAAGAUGGAAAAUCGAAUGAGGACCUCAGGAAGGGCCUGCCAGCUGUUAGCUCGGCGCCGUCGCUGGCCGCUCCUCUUCUAGCCGUGCAGCCGCGCCCGCCAGCUUCAAACAGUGCCUCAAGGAUUACAUCGAUUCGCUGCCGCAUUUCAAACGCUUCAUUGUUUAGAUAUAGAGAAGAAUCUCGGGCAGCUCGUGUUGGACUAUUGACGGGUGCGCUAGUGAUGUUGCAUAUCCCGCACGCGGCUACCGCAGUGGUGUCAGCCGCCGUGCCAGGGCUGGCUGAUUGCGUGAGAACGCCCGCACUGGCCUUGUUGCUGUUGGCAGCCGCCGCGUCUCCAUUUCUGUUCGCGCUGCGCUCGCGGCGCGUGCAGAGAGAGGCGCGGAGACUGUUGUUGCCGGAGAAGAACGCUUGGGAGCGAGCGUCGGGCGCGGCGUCGGCGGCGGCGGCGGACGGCCAGCGCGCGCGUGCCGCCUUGGAGCUCCUCCGAACCCUGUCUCCUGGGAGCGGGGCGGAGCCGCCGGCGCCGGGAAACGGCUCCGAGGGGGCCGCUUGCAGGGGCUCGUUCAGCUCCGGAGGCAGCACCCAGCUGUCCUCAGCAUCGGACGAGUGACCGCCGCCCCCUCCCCGCGUGCCCCCCCACGCCCUGCGGGUGCAUUUCGCCCCGCGCCCCACCGCUCUACUCAUCUGUGAUACUAGGAUAAGCAGCUCCGCACUGGGAGCGACCGUUAGACUGAUUUAGUAUUAAGUUAAUUUAUUAAUGUGUCCAUGUACCUUUCUGCUGAGCAGACGAUUUUAUUACCUGACAUAAAUGUAUGAAAAUUAAACUCGUAUCGAAGUGUA